GCGGCUGAGCUGCCGCCCAGUUGUUGCUGCGCGCGGAGAGGAGCCGAGCGGUGCCGGGGGGGGGGUCAUCGGUGGGUAAGUGCCAAGCGGGGGCUUCGGCCCCGCUCCCGGAAUAGACGCGCUGAAGUUCUGCGGAAGAAAGGAUCCGGCGGUGGGCGUGCUCGGAGCUGCCGCUGUCCGGGGUGCUCCGCUGGGUUACUCGCGAGGAAGCGCUUGCUUUCUGGGAAACGUCCAAGACUCUCAAGGGAUCCCGCGGGCGCUGGAUUGCAAAGCCGCUCACCGGGGAGAGUGCGGAUCCUAAUUCGGCGGGGCGUUUCUCCAGUGCAGCUGAGACGGGGAAAGCCGCGCGAGGAAAUACAGCUCCGACACCCGGCCAUCUCGCCCUGGGGAAAGGCUUUUUGGCUUGACCAGUCCAGCCGGAGUGCGUGAGGGCUUGGCGCUGAAAGAAGGACAAGACCUUUUAAACAAAAAGGUUUCAUUUUGAUUAAUCAGUCUGGAGCAAGAGGACAUGACUGAAAUAUCUUUUCAGAGGAAAUGUUACCAGCUUGACUGUUAGUAACUCCAAAAAUUCCCAUGAAGAGCUCAGAGAAAAGCAUUUUGAAGUAUAUGCCCAGCAAAGCUCAUCUCAUCUCAAGGCUGUUAUUCGCCUCCCUUCUGCCUCUGUCUAUGAAUUUGGUCAGCCAUGGCUAGAGAAGUUUAUUUAUUGCUUCUUUUAUUGUUCUGUGGGAGAACAAUUUCUGAACGGCAGCCUUUGCCUCAAAUGCCUUCUGAAACUCUAGAUUUUGGGUAUGUUCCCCACAAGAUAUACAACACCAACGCUUACUAUGAGCCUGGAAUAAUAGGGAUUUUGUUCCACAUUGUCCACGCUUUCCUCUGCAUAGUUCAGCCCAAUUAUUUCCCUCAAGAUCUUAUCAAAAAGUUAGCACUGCAGACAUUUGGAAAUAAGCCUGGUGAUUAUCAAAAGGCAGUUUACUAUGAAAUCGGCUUCAUAAUCUCGGCUGCCCUGGGAAUCUUAUUUGUCCUGUUCCUUCCACUGAUUGGUCUCUGUUUCUGCCUGUGCCGGUGUUGUGACAAUUGUGGUGGGGAAAUGCACCAGAGACAGAAAAAGAAUGCCAACUGUCGGAGAGGCUGUUUUGCUAGCCUCCUCUUGGUAGCUACAUUGAUAAGCAGUAUUGGGGUAUUUUUCGCCUACGUGGCUAACCAGCAUCUCACAAGCCAAGUCCGAGGAGCCAAGGGACUCAUGAACAAUAAUUUCAGAGACCUUCAGAUGUUACUGAAUGGAACUCCUGGGCAAAUCGACUAUUUGGUGAAUCAGUAUAACACUACCAAGAAGAAAGCACUUUCUGAUCUUAAUAAUGUUGGGACAUUGCUUAGCAGUCGAGUCUGGGAACAGCUGGGAAAGGAGGUAUACCCUGCUCUUGAUGCUGCCCUUACCAUGGCAGGAGCUAUUAGAGAGACAAAAGAGGCACUGGAGAAUGUGAGUGGGUGUCUGGAAAUGCUACAGGAGGGCACUGAGAAGCUGCACACCAGCCUGAUGGAUGUGAUGGAAGACUUGAUAGAUACUCUUAAUGAUUCAGCUUGCACAGCUACCCAGGCCACUUCAACUUGCAACCUUAUCAGAAAUUCUUUGAAUCAGCUAACCAUUAAUGCUAAUUACAGCAAGUUACCAGGAGUGAAUCCUCAGCUUGCCAAAGUCAACGAAGUCCUUAAAAUAGACCUUUCCAAUCUCAUUCAAAAGGGUUAUGCAGCAUUUAAUGAUACUCCUGAACUGAUACGGGAUCAAACAAAGAAUAUUUUAUCAGAUAUAAAAAGUAUCUUGGAAAAUGUUGGUUCAAACAUCACAGCCUUUACUAAAAAGCUUCCCAUUCAGAAGAUUCUAACAGAUUUCACGGUAUAUCUCACUCAGAGUGAAGCAUAUGUUGAAUAUUAUUUUCCAUUAGUGGAGCAAUAUGAUUUCUACAGGUGGCUGGGCUGCUUAAUCCUAUGCUGUAUGGUGAUCCUGAUUCUGGUCUUUUUCUCUCUGGGAUUAUUAUGUGGUACAUGUGGCUAUGACAAAAAUGCAACACCAACAACCAGAGGCUGUGUCUCAAAUACUGGAGGAAAUUUCCUGAUGGCUGACUGCAAGGAAAAUAAAGGCAUUUAUGCUACACUCCGCUUGGAAAACCUCUUCAAUAUCCAUACAAUCCUAAACGUCAGCAUGUAUGCAGAAGAUGUGUCCCUUAAAAUCAAGAAAAUCAAUAUAAAUUUAAGCAAUAUAGUUUUACUGAGCAACACUGGAAAAGAGAACUUGUUGAAUUUUGGUUCUUCGGGAAUAAAUGAAAUCAGCUAUGCGGCAUACUUGUCAGAGAUUAACAAGAGCAUCACCAAAAUUGAUCUAUUGUUAUAUGCUAAUGAUUUGGAAGCCAGAGCAGAUCAGCUGCCCAAAGGAGCAUUAGAAAACGCUUUGAAAGGACAUGCAAAUACGAUUCGGCUGAUACAUAACCAGCAAGUUGUUCCGUUGGAACAAGGAAUGAGUACUUUAAACCAGAGUAUUCGGUUACUACAGAAAACGUCAUUAGAACUUCCAGAAAAAGUGCGAAGUGUAAUCAGUGCCAUUGAAGCCACUCAACUUCUUAUAAACAACAAUGCUUCAUUUAUAAUUGUCCAGGAAGCUAAGAAAUACAUGGAUACUAUCUUAGGUUACUUUGAGCAGUAUUCAGUAUGGGUGAAGGAUUCGAUUACUACACAAGUAGCAACCUGUAAACCAAUUGCAAAUACGAUUGAUACAGCUGUCGAUAUUUUUCUGUGCAGCUAUGUAAUGGAUUCUUUGAAUGCUUUCUGGUUCGGACUAGGAGGCUGUUGCAUCUUGCUGAUCCCUGCCAUUAUUUGUGCGGUGAAACUAGCCAAAUUCUAUCGCAGGAUGGAUACCGAGGAUGUGUAUGAUGAUUUGGAAAAUUGUAAUAUUGGUUAUCAUAAAGAGCAAUUAUAUGGUAUACACAAUCCAGUUAUGACAAGCUCUGUGGAACAGUGGUAACUCAGACUGGAAUUAUUAACCCUUCUGGAAACAACAGUUUCUCCUCAAGGAAGGCACCACUGAAUCAUCCUGUUUGAAGACGGCACAGCAAACAAAUUUUGCAUAAAAAAAAGAAUUACUGAAUCUUUGGUCAUAAAG
Messenger RNA from Notechis scutatus (mainland tiger snake), 3151 nucleotides. Lineage: Eukaryota; Metazoa; Chordata; Lepidosauria; Squamata; Elapidae. The record is from RefSeq and is a predicted model, not a curated record.